Messenger RNA from Penicillium riverlandense, 1524 nucleotides. Its product is annotated as putative eukaryotic translation initiation factor 3 subunit EifCl. Gene Ontology annotation, molecular function: translation initiation factor activity. Gene Ontology annotation, cellular component: eukaryotic translation initiation factor 3 complex; cytoplasm. The transcript has a single exon. Bases 1 to 1524 code for a protein of 507 amino acids. Gene Ontology annotation, biological process: translational initiation. Lineage: Eukaryota; Fungi; Ascomycota; Eurotiomycetes; Eurotiales; Aspergillaceae. The record is from RefSeq and is a predicted model, not a curated record.
AUGUCGUACGACGACCGCGCCAAUGCGCGCCCCAACCUGAACGAUGAGUCCGAUGUGGAGGAGGAGGCUCUCGUCAACGACUACCGCGAACAGGUCAAUUUCGAUGAUAGCAUGAGCGAGCUGGAUCGGACGACAUCCCUCGGCGGUCAAUCCCAAACUCAAGACCUCCAGGCACAACUCGCUGCGGCCGCAACCCCGCUGGAGUACCAGGCCACUCUAGAGACCAAGUUCGCCAGCUACGACAACUACUGCAGUCUUUUCCACUACAUUCUGAACUCGGACGGCCCCGUUGAUUUGGAGGUUCCCUCGGUAGGUGUUUCUUUGUCCCCCAGUGCUCGAUUGGACGGGACAGGUCUUGGCACUUCUUGUUGGUAUCAGACUAACAUUUUCUCUUACCAUCAGUAUUACUGGGCUUGGGAUGUGAUUGAUGAGUUCAUCUACCAAUUCGAGUCCUUCUGCCGCUACCGCAACCGGGUCGCUCGCAGCGGGUCCAACGAGGAGGAGGCCCAGGUGCUCCGCGAGAACCCGAACACAUGGGGCUGCUACUCGGUCCUGAACGUGUUGUACUCUCUCAUCCAGCGGUCGCAGAUCAAUGAACAGCAGGCUGCCAUCAAGAGGGGAGAGGACCCCAUGGCUUUCGCCGGCGAGUACGGUUCCCGGCCAUUGUACAAGAUGCUCGGCUACUUCUCGAUCAUCGGGCUGUUGCGGGUGCACUGCCUGCUGGGCGACUUCAGCCUUGCGCUGAAGACGCUCGACGACAUCGAGAUGAACAAGAAGGCCAUGUUCGCGCGCGUGAUGGCCGCCCACUUCACCACGUACUACUACGUGGGCUUCUCCUACAUGAUGAUGCGGCGGUACGCCGACGCCAUCCGCAUGUUCAGCCACAUCUUGGUGUACGUGUCGCGGACGAAGAACUUCCAAAAGGGCGGCAACAGCUACGACGCCAUUGCCAAGAAGAACGAUCAGAUGUACGCCCUGAUCGCCAUCUGCGUCGCGCUGCACCCCACCCGCCUGGACGACACCAUCCACUCGGCCGUGCGCGAGAAGUACGGCGAGCAGUUCUACCGCAUGCAGCGCGGCGGGCCCGACGCCCUCCCCGUCUUCGAGGAGCUCUUCCGCUCCGCCUGCCCCAAGUUCAUCAGCCCCACGCCGCCGGACUUUGACAACCCAGCCUCCAACGUCGACCCCGUCGACCACCACACCGCCAUUUUCAUGGACGAGAUCAAGAACACUCUGUUCAACCCCACUAUCCGCUCCUACCUGAAGCUUUAUACCACUAUGGACCUCAAGAAGCUCGCUGGCUUCCUCGAGGUCGAGCCCGAGAAGCUUCGCUCGUGGCUGCUUGUGAACAAGCAGCGCAGCCGCGAGAUCCGCUGGGUCGAGGGUGGUCUGCUGGAUGGCGAGCCGGCCAUUGCCAACGACCUCGACUAUGCGCUUGAGAAUGACCUCAUCCAUGUCAGUGAGACCAAGGCCGGCCGUCGUCUGGUCGACUGGUACCUGCGUAACCUUGCCCGUGUCUACUAG